Cricetulus griseus (Chinese hamster) is the source of this 894-nucleotide messenger RNA. Lineage: Eukaryota; Metazoa; Chordata; Mammalia; Rodentia; Cricetidae. The record is from RefSeq and is a predicted model, not a curated record.
AUGACUACACCCAGAAACUCAGUGAGUGGAACUUUCCCAAUAGAGUCUACCAGAGGCCCUCUUGCCAUGCAAGCUUCUCAAAAAAGAAACCUCAGGAGGCCAUCUUCGCUGGUGGGGCCAACACAAAGCUUCUUCAUGAGGGAAUCGAAGGCUUUGGGGGCUGUCCAGAUCAUGAAUGGCCUCUUCCAUAUUUCCCUGGGAGGACUGCUGAUGAUCCCCACAGGGGUCUUUGCACCCAUCUGUAUGAGUGUAUGGUACCCUCUCUGGGGAGGCAUUAUGUAUAUUAUUUCAGGAUCACUCCUGGCAGCAGCAGCAGAGCAAACCUCCAGAAAAAGUUUGGUCAAAGCCAAAGUGAUAAUGAACUCUCUGAGCCUCUUUGCUGCCAUUUCUGGAAUAAUUCUUUCAAUCAUGGACAUACUGAACAUUACAGUUUCUCAUUUCCUAAAAAUGGAGCGUCUGAUUCUUAGUAAAACCCCCAACCUGUAUGUUGAUAUCUACAACUGUGAACCAUCUAAUUCCUCAGAGAAAAACUCCCCAUCUACACAGUACUGUUACAGCAUGCAAUCUGUGUUCUUGGGCAUUUUGUCAGUGAUGCUGAUCUCUGCCUUCUUCCAGAAACUUGUGACAGCUGGAGUUGUGGAAAAUGACUGGAGAAGAAUGUGCUCCAGACCCAAAUCUAAUGUAGUUCUGCUGUCAGCUGGAGAAAAAAAAGAACAGACAAUUAAAAUGAAAGAAGAAAUCAUUGAGCUAAGUGGAGUAUCUUCCCAACCAAAAAACGAAGAAGAAAUUGAAAUUAUUCCAGUGCAAGAAGAAGAAGAAGAAACAGAAAUAAAUUUUCCUGAACCUCCCCAGGAACAGGAAUCCUUGCCAGUGGAAAAUGAGAUCGCCCCUUAA